CACAUACACAGCAGGCUAGCACCGGGUGCUCCAUUCACUUUGCUGGGUUACUCAUUUGGAGGGUUGCUGGCACUGGAACUGGCCCUGGAACUAGAGGCAGAGGGGCAGGAGGGACACCUGUACCUAGUGGACAGUGCUCCAGACUUCAUGAAGGCACGGCUGGAAUACAGCACUGGUAGCAACAAAGAGCAAUUUGAGACAAAUCUCAUAUGCAGCAUGUUCAACGCCAUUGCCCCAUAUGAAACCACAGCAGCAGCUGUCAAUAAGGUGCCUUAUUUGGCUCAGGAGAUUACGCUUCUGAAGAGCUGGGAUGACAAGCUUGAUCAUUUACUUGCUUCACUUCCCAUGCUGAAAGAAAAAACUGAGUACUAUAAAGCUGUUGGUAAGGCCGUCUUCGUUCGCCUUAAGGCUGUUGCAGGCUAUGAGUGGAACCACAAUAAGAGGAUCAAGUCUCCUACUAUUCUUCUGAGGUCCACUUCAGAAGUACUCAGAGCAGAGGAAGAUUAUGGACUCUCAAAG
Molecule: messenger RNA, 519 nt
Organism: Cryptotermes secundus
Lineage: Eukaryota; Metazoa; Arthropoda; Insecta; Blattodea; Kalotermitidae
Exons: 2
Biological process (GO): biosynthetic process
Source: RefSeq, a predicted model, not a curated record